UAAGAGGGAGGAGAGUAUGCGACCAGUGUUGUAGAUGGACCGUUUCUCUAUACGGCUGCUCGAAUGUGCGAACACAUAAUUUUUUUUAAUUUUCAGUCAUCUCCCAGGCUCGUCUGAAGAGAGCAAACUAAAUCAGGUGACAAGAUGGGGAAUGGUUCGAUGAAAUCAAAGCGUUACAAACACGCCGACGGCUCUGCUGCCGCGCCCGACAGCCGACCCCACAAAGAUCAGGGGUUCAGAAACUCGCCCCUGGACUCCCUGAGGGUCCGGGUGGAUGAGCUGGAGCGAGAGGGCAAGAGGAGGGAUGAGGAGCUCUGUGCCAAAGAGCUCCAGAUCAAGACUCUCCAGGAGCAGCUGGCCAAACAGACGCAAGCUCUGGCCGAGCUGAGCGAGGAGCUGCAGAACAAGUGCAUCCAGCUCAACAAGCUGCAGGACGUGAUGAAGAACCAGAGCGGGGCCUCGGCAGGUCUGGCGUCACGGCCCCCUUCCAUCAGAGUUGCCAGCAGGGGCAGCCCCAACCUCAGCGUUCGCAUCAAGGAAACCCUCAACAGAAGGAAAGGGGCCAAAGCCGGGGUGUCGGCCGAACCCACAUCCAGGACCUACGACUCCAGCAGCCUGCCAAAGUUCUCUUUCGAGAAGGCCCGGGUACCGAAGGAUGCAAGUGUAAAGAAGCUGCUGACAGACUCCCUGAACAAGAACCAGUACCUGAAGAGGCUUGAGCUGCAGCAGGUCAAAGACAUGGUGGAGUGUAUGUACGAGCGCACCUACCAGCAGGGAGAGUACGUCAUCAAGCAGGGAGAGCCUGGGAACCAUCUGUUUGUGUUGGCAGAUGGGAAGCUGGAUGUGUUUCAACAUAACAAACUGCUCACAUCAAUAACGGUGUGGACCACAUUUGGAGAAUUAGCCAUUCUGUACAACUGCACACGGACAGCAUCAGUACGAGUGGUGAACAAAGUGAGGGUGUGGGCUCUGGACCGGGAGGUGUUUCAGAACAUCAUGAGGAGGACGGCUGAGACGCGACAUGAACAGCACCGCAACUUCCUCCGAAGUGUUUCACUCUUGGCUAAUCUGCCAGAAGACAAGCUAAGCAAAAUAGUGGACUGCCUCGAGGUGGAAUACUAUGACAAGGGAGAGCACAUCAUCCGGGAGGGAGAGGAGGGCAGCACCUUCUACAUCAUCGCACAGGGAAAGGUGAAGGUGACCCAGACCACCGAGGCCCACAAGCUGCCGCAGAUCAUCAACACGCUGCAGAAGGGAGACUACUUUGGAGAGAAAGCCCUUAUAAGUGAUGAUGUCAGGUCAGCUAAUAUCAUCGCCGAAGAGGACGGGGUGGAGUGCCUCGUCAUCGAUAGAGAGACAUUUGAUCAGACAGUGGGCACAUUCAAUGAGCUGCAGAGGUACCUCCAAGGCUACGUGGCAACACUUGAUCGUGACGACAAGAAGAGACAUGCCAGGAGGUCCGUAUCGCGCCACCAGAGCCAGCCGCUUUCGCCAGACGUCAUCCAGCUGAAGGACCGGGUGGCCGUGUUUCCUCCGUCCAGGCCCUUCGACCACCUGGAGCCCGUCGCUACUCUCGGGGUCGGCGGCUUUGGACGAGUAGAACUGGUGAAGGUGCAGAACGAAGACGUCACCUUUGCCCUGAAAGUCAUCAAGAAGAAGCACGUCGUAGACAACAGGCAGGAGGAGCACAUCCACUCGGAGAGGAAGAUCCUCGCCGAGGCGCGCUCGCCGUUCGUCGUCAAACUGUAUCGCACAUUUAAGGAUAACAAGUAUGUGUACAUGCUGCUGGAGGCCUGUCUGGGUGGAGAGAUUUGGAGUCUGCUCAGAGACAGGGGGAGUUUUGAUGAGCCCACUGCCAAAUUCUGCGUUGGUUGCGUCACAGAGGCUUUCGAUUACCUCCAUCGCAAGGGUGUCCUCUACAGAGACCUGAAGCCGGAGAAUCUCAUGCUUGAUACCGAGGGAUACAUCAAACUGGUUGACUUUGGUUUUGCCAAGAAGAUCAGAUGUGGCCAAAAGACCUGGACCUUCUGCGGGACACCGGAGUACGUGGCCCCUGAGAUCAUCCUCAACAAAGGCCACAACUUCAGUGUAGACUUCUGGGCUCUGGGCAUCCUGGUGUUUGAGCUCCUUACUGGCAGUCCUCCGUUCUCAGGGAGUGACCAGAUGAUGACGUACACUUUCAUCUUGAAAGGAAUCGAGAAGAUGGACUUCCCCAAGAAGAUCACAAAGAGGCCCGAGGACCUCAUACGCAAACUGUGCAGGCGGAAUCCCUCAGAGCGACUGGGCAACCUCAAAAAUGGAAUAACUGAUAUCAAGAAGCACAGGUGGUUUAACGGCUUCAACUGGGAGGGACUGAAGGCGAGGACUUUACCAUCUCCACUGAAAAGAGAACUUACAGGACCAACAGAUCACAGCUAUUUUGACAGCUACCCUCCAGAUGAGGACAGUCCUCCUGAAGAGCUGUCUGGUUGGGAUAUGGACUUUUGAGACCUAUUGCUCCAUCUUUCCAUUGUUGUCUUUUCUUUGCACACCCUAACCAAAGCUUGAUGGGCAAAGGCCAUCAACUCCGGGCAACAUGGUGGAGGACCUCAGGUUCUGGGCAACAGUAGCUGCAGUUAGCGGGUUACUUUCUGAACUAAAGAUCGUCCGUCUCAACACAAAUAAACAGUUAUAGGCAAAUUCUCCUUUGAGUUUGCUGCUCCUUUGAGUUUACAGUGAAACAGUUUGUAAUGUAACAAUCGCUGUCCUUUUGGUUAGUAUAUCUGACUGGCACUCAAGCUAAUCUAGUACAAUGUAGUGCUAAUAGUGAUACAAUAGUAGUGGCAUGUUAGCAUAGCAAGCUACAAUCUGUAAUACUGAAAAGGUAAUGAGGUUCUCCACAAUCUGCUACUGCGAAAUGUUGCAGUGGCUGCUGCUGCUUGUUGCAGUGGAUAAACACUCACCUAAACCGAAAACACAGCUGGAAGUGUUAGUGGGGGGGGGGAAGCCAUUGAGGAAUCACGUCCUUGGAUGGUUGGGGAAGUAGCACAAAACAAAGUAGGCAAUAGGCAUAGAUAAAAAACAAAACAUGUAUUCGUUACUUUGGAGUUGGGUAACGAGAAUCAGCUCUGUUUUGUAACCAGUUCAAAAAUUCUAGCAACCUAGAAUUCAUGAAGGAACAUGCUUUUUCAUUCAGCUAUUUGGAUCCCAACAAUAACGUUUCAAUGGCAAAGUUUGGCCUUAAUGCGCUUCAGUGUACAGUUCCAGUUAAGGCUCAUGUACAGUGUUUACAAAAUGGCAGACCGGAACUAGCGCUAAAAAGUGUUAAGUGCACAAAAGAAAACAGUGAGAACAAGUAAAAGGGCCAAUGUUAUACAAGUUAAAUCACUGAUGAGAGAGUAGUAACGUUAACAACAUUUUCACCACAUACUGUACCAACCACAUUUUAUGUUUUUGUUAUCUUUGCUGACGUUUGUAAGUUGGUAGAGUAAUUAAUAACAGCUUCAGCUUUUCUAAGCUUCAUCUCCUACUGCUUUGGGGAGUAAGUCUUGAAACAGACCAGUGUCCUGUGUCACAGUAUUAAUGUUUUAACAGUCCUUAAUCAAUCUACGGCCAUUUAAUAAUCUUUCACAGAUACCUAAAAAAUAUAGUUUUUUUUUUUCUAGGCCCUCAUGAUGGUUCCAGAUGUGGUUGGCGGGGAAAUUUGUGAUACAGCUGCAAAGUCUUUAUUUCUUACAGCUGAGAGAAUUUGUGAUUACAUUGGCAGUUUUUUUUUACAACUGUUGAGGAAUGGAGGUGUGUGGUGAGGAGAUCAUGUGUGGAGAUGACACUGUAACUUGAGAACAAACAGACUCGGGAGAAGGGAUUCUACUUAACUGCUUAGACGGCAUCGAACCACAACGCAGUACUGUCCCACACAUGAAAUAUUUGUGCUAAGAAGCAUCAAGAGUUCCUUGUGCCAACGGUGUUAUCCUCACAGUCCCUCCACUGCCCAAACUAGACACAUAAAAACAUGAACACCUUCCACACUUAAGUUCUAGAGUGUGAGUAUCGCGCAGCAGGGUGCCUGACCUGAAGAAAUAUUUACCUUUUUGAAGCUGAGUCAACUCUGCGGUCCCCAGCUUCUUAAGAAGAAUGGCAGUUCUGCUCGGUCUGAGGUGUUGAUGAUGUGAUGAGGAACAGCAAACAAGUUUACCUUGGGGGGUUUUCAGGAACUUAGGGUUAAAAAUAUAUGUAUUUCCAUUUUUCAAACACUUGAGGUUUACAGUAAAUCGACUGUGUACCAUGUGUCUAUGUAUAUACUGAAUACUGUAAAGCACAAGCAUAAAAAAUACACAAUUUAUACAAUCCAAGCUACAUGUUCCUUUAUGUAAACCUUGAAAACUGGGUGAGUGAAUCUUGUAAAUAUUACAUAUAUAUGUAUACAUUGACUGGUGAAUGUGUGUGGACAGUAUGUACAGUGUGUGAUGUUGUUGGUGUAUGGAAGCAUCUGAAAUUCCUGGAAAAGCUGUGGCCUUAAGAUAAUGACUACUGAUUUCAGGAUACAGCUGUGUUUGUUAAUUAUUGUCUUUUUUUAUUUGACAUUUUGUAACUGAAUGAAAUAGUUUUCUUAAAUUGGUCAAUUGAAAUUUUAUUUUAUGCCACAAUAGAUUAUUAUUUUAUUUUCUUAAAAAUAUGUGCAGACCUUUUUUUAGUGGAGACAUUUGGACUUGUCAAACACAGGGGUAUGUAAAGACAUUAGUGAUAGCUGCAUUUCAUUUUGUUCAGUGCCAGGCCUGAUAAUCAAACUAAAUUCAACUUCAAAUGAAACUACUGACAUCAUGUUCAUGUUUGCCAAUAUCUGUUGGCAAGUUAUGUUUUGUUUUGCUGUAACCAAACAGUAGCAAGCGAUGUAAAAGUUCACAACAAAAAAAACAAAAGAACUUAAAAUUUAAGAUUUUAAGACAUUACUGCGUCAAUGUCACCCACACUUUUCACUUUUUGUGACCAUUUUUUGCUGCUAUUUUUCAUGAAUGUAGUUACAUUGCUGUCUAGCUGUAAAAAAUGAUAAAAGGCCACAUUCUUAACCCUGCCUAACACCUGUACUUGAACUGCUAAAGAAAUCAGGGAUUUGGGCAGCAAGGUCUGCAACCAGGCUAGCCAUAACCCUGUUUUUAAACAUGCUGGCUUACAGGACUGCAAUGACAAGUCACAAUGUCUGCCACUAGAAUGACCGGUUGCUCAAUUUGUGUGGAUUCAUGACUGAACUGUACCUCAAAAUAAAGUUUUACAAAAACAGAAAUGUAACCAAACUGUAAAAAUGCAAACAUGUAUUUAGACCUCAUGUUUGCUGAACAUUGUUAGUGCUAAAAGAUAUCAAAUAUCGAAGCCUAUAUUAAGGCAAGGGGAUAAAACAUAAAAAAACUCUAUAGUAUAGUCUAUCUACUUUACAUGAUUUCAAAAGAAUGAAAACACCUCAUUUUUUUUGCACACAAUUUUGGCUGUUGCGACACAUACUGUAUUAUCUACAACUGCCUAU
Molecule: messenger RNA, 5497 nt
Organism: Perca flavescens (yellow perch)
Lineage: Eukaryota; Metazoa; Chordata; Actinopteri; Perciformes; Percidae
Gene: prkg2
Product: protein kinase cGMP-dependent 2
Exons: 19
Coding region: 145-2487 (780 amino acids)
Biological process (GO): protein phosphorylation
Molecular function (GO): ATP binding; cGMP-dependent protein kinase activity
Source: RefSeq, a predicted model, not a curated record